Molecule: messenger RNA, 699 nt
Organism: Salvelinus namaycush (lake trout)
Lineage: Eukaryota; Metazoa; Chordata; Actinopteri; Salmoniformes; Salmonidae
Product: claudin-7-like
Exons: 1
Coding region: 1-699 (232 amino acids)
Biological process (GO): bicellular tight junction assembly; cell adhesion
Cellular component (GO): bicellular tight junction; plasma membrane
Molecular function (GO): structural molecule activity
Source: RefSeq, a predicted model, not a curated record
AUGGUCAACACAGGCAUGCAGCUGAUCAGCUUCACCUGCGCGGUGACAGGUUGGGUCAUGGCCAUCGCUGUGACGGCCUUGCCUCAGUGGAAGGUGUCCGCCUUUAUCGGCAGCAACAUCCUCACCUCCGAGAUCAAGUGGGAGGGCAUCUGGAUGAACUGCAUCUACCAGACCACGGGCCACAUGCAGUGCAAGACCUACGACUCCAUUCUGGCUCUGCCCCCGGACCUCCAGGCAGCUCGUGCCCUCAUGUGUGUGGCAAUUUUUCUGGGCUGGCUGUCCUGCACAGUGUCCUGCUGUGGAAUGAAAUGCACCACGUGCGCUGGCGAAGACCGCCGCGCCAAGGCAGGCAUCGCCCUCUCCGGCGGCGUGCUAUUCAUCCUGACGGGCCUGUGCGUGCUGGUGCCCGUCUCCUGGACCGCCAACACGGUGGUCCAGGACUUCUACAACCCCAAAGUGCCUGUCAUGUACAAGCGAGAGCUGGGCCAGGCGAUCUACCUGGGCUGGGCAUCUGCGGUUAUUCUGAUGAUCAGCGGGGCCGUGCUGAGCAGCACCUGCCCCCAUAUCGAGAGCGGAGGACGGGAGUACCGCCGGGGAUACAUGGGCCGGAGCUUUCCGAACACGCGCCCCUCCCCCCUCGCACCUGAUCCUCCGAAACCUAUCACCUCCAACAGCGUGCCCUUAAAGGAAUAUGUGUAG